Molecule: messenger RNA, 1885 nt
Organism: Lucilia cuprina (Australian sheep blowfly)
Lineage: Eukaryota; Metazoa; Arthropoda; Insecta; Diptera; Calliphoridae
Gene: dgt3
Product: augmin complex subunit dgt3
Exons: 7
Coding region: 34-1746 (570 amino acids)
Source: RefSeq, a predicted model, not a curated record
GACUUGAAAGUAAUUACAUUUUUUCUACAAAAUAUGGGCGAUAUAAUAAAUAAUAUGGAAAUUUUUAAAAAACUUAAUUUUGACACCUCCAACCAAUGGAUUUUCUAUGAUGAACGUUUUCAUAAAUUUUUUGAUUUUUUCGCUAAUAACAUAACUGAUUCGAAUAUUUUGGAAGAAACUGAGGUCUUGGAACGUGAAGAGUAUGUAAAACGUCAUGAGUAUUUAGAGGGUUCAGAAAGGCGAGUACGUAUUGAAGAAUUAUUGAAAGUGUAUCCUGGUUUAAUGAAAGAUUGCGAAGAGGAUGUAGAAGAUUUGACACAGGAUUUAGAGAUCUUGGAGCAAUCUUGUCUGGAGUAUGGCAAUUUAAUAAAAGACAUGCAAGAAACCAAAAAUGAUCUAAAUUGUAAAUUAAAUUAUCAAGAGAAACGUUGCACUAGUUUAACAAAUGCUGAAGCUGAGCUAGCAUUGUUAUGCAGAAAAAAAGCUAAACGUUUGGAGGAAUUACAAGAAGAUAAUCAUAAAAAAUGCCAAGAGGUGGUUAAAACUUUUACGACAAUGCAUUCUCCUCCUUUAUUUAUGCAUCAAUUAUCUUUGGAUCAGUAUUUUUUAAAAUGUGACUCAUUUACUCAAUAUCUUUCGCUGUAUUUAAAAGACAAUUUUAAAAUACAAGAUUAUAAUGAUUUGGACACCAGUCUCACUGAAAAUCAAGAAACUGCUGAAAAAUUGGAAAAACUUAAAAAGUCAAUGCGAGACUAUAAAUUGGCCUACAUAAAGGAAAAAGCGAAAUGUCGUGCCACCCAAACGGUUAUAGAAUCUCUAAAUCUAUCACAAAUUCAUGUUAUCAGUCUCUCCGAUAUGGAACGUGAAACACAUGAGCUGUCGAUAGUAAACUCUCAUCAAAAUAUUGCCAAUCAAACGCUUAUGGUCGAUCUCAAUAUACAAAUACAAUUGCAGGCACAAAAGACCAUUGAACAGAUACUCUAUGAAAAUACAAAACAGAAAUUGGAAAGAGCUUUAAAACGUCAUGAAAACGUUAAAAGUUUAAUGAAAAUUAUAUCGGAUGCAAUUUCGAAUGCUGAACUUAUAUGGAUAAACAUACAAAUGGAUUUGGAAAAGAAUCGUAAUCGUUUCGAUAAUACCGAACAGUUAACAGCAGCCACACAGCAAUGUCUGCAACGGAUACAGCUUAUGAAUCAGGCCACAAAUCAACAUGUUAUAAACUCUGCCAGUUUGGAAUUUAUUAAUCAAUUGUCACAACAGUUGGGUAAACAUUUGCGUCAACAGUUGCGCUGUGAUGUCAAGGGUUGUCUGUACGAAUAUGAAAAGUUUAAACGUUUAGUGAACUAUGCUCUACAGGGUUUACUUAAUCGUAAACCUUAUAAUGCAGCAUUAGAGAAAAUGAAAGAAAUCAAACGUUUGGAGGCAACUUUAGUGCCAUUUGUUUAUGACAGUCCUGUUAAUGUGCCCAUGUUUGAGAAUGUCCAUUAUCUAAGGCCCAUUUUUAAUGUGCAGAACCAACAGCAGCGCAUCGAAAAGCAAUUAAGACAUUUACGUACACAAUUUCAAGAAAAUAUAUCAAAAAGAUUUGAAAAAGACAAACUUUGGCGUUAUAGUCAAUUAUUAUGGAUAUGGUUUCUAACAGAGCCACGACGUGUUCUGCAUGCCAUCGAAGAAGCAAAAAAAGCUGCCUCUAAAGUACCACAAUUGACUGGCAUCAAGGCAUUGGGCGGCAUUAAACGUAAAUAAGUUUACAUUUAUACUUUUGCUUGACAUAUUCGUUAACAUUUUUCUUUUAAUUCGAUUCUUUUUGUUAUUGCAUAUAAAUGUUGAAAAUAAGUAAAAAUUUGAUAAUAAAACUAACUUAUUAGGGAUUUUCAUAUUCAAA